This is a messenger RNA of Nerophis lumbriciformis (worm pipefish), 1758 nucleotides long. The record is from RefSeq and is a predicted model, not a curated record. NCBI's taxonomy places the organism in Eukaryota, Metazoa, Chordata, Actinopteri, Syngnathiformes, Syngnathidae.
AUGUCCCAGCGAGCCGAGUACUCCCAAUGUGGCGGCGUUGUGGUCGAGUUGGAGUCUGACAACAUCAGGAAUGCGAGAGCCCAAAAAAACAGGAGCAUACCAGGUUCAGCGCUUAUCUACCUCAAGGGUCCGAAGUUCCUCAUCUAUGUCAGUGGUGCAUUGUCAAUGUGGGGGGACCGAAUGUGGCACUUUGCCAUCUCUGUGUUCCUGAUCGAGCUGUACGGACGUAGCUUGCUGUUGACUGCGGUGUUCGGCUUGGUGGUGGCUGGAUCAGUCCUCCUUCUCGGAGCUUUGAUCGGAGACUGGGUUGACCGCAAUCCUAGGAAUAAAGUUGCACAUGCAUCUCUUUUCAUCCAGAACAUCUCAGUGACACUUUGUAGCAUUGUGCUCAUGUUGGUCUUCUCAUACAAGCAAAGGAUUGAGCAAAUCUGGGACGGCUGGCUUACUGUGGUUUGUUAUACGGUGGUGAUCGUCCUGGCAGAUGUGGCAAACCUUGCAAGCACUGCGCUGACCAUUGCCAUCCAGAGGGACUGGAUCAUAGUCAUCACAGGAUAUAAUCGCGGCCACCUAGCUGGAAUGAAUGCCACCAUGAGGCGGAUAGACCAGGUGACUAACAUCCUGGCCCCGCUUGCAGUGGGACAGGUUAUGACCCUGGCCUCCAAUGUAGUUGGGUGUGGGUUCAUUCUGGGAUGGAACCUCGUAUCUCUCAUAGUGGAGUUUUUCUUCCUGUCACGGGUAUACCGCAUCGUCCCUGCUCUUUCCCUGAAACCGCCAACGGCAGAGGUGGACCAGGCCAAUCUGCAAGGGAAGCACAGAAGAGGAUCACAAGGUCAAGUAGUUCAGCCUUUGGCAGAGGGGAACAGCAACACCAGCCUUCACCUGAAAGAAAUCACCAAUUUACCGUUGUGCUUCCGGAGGUUUCGCUGGCUAGUGAGCACCUGCAAGGACGGGUGGAUGUCCUACUAUCAACAGCCAGUGUUUCUGGCAGGAAUGGGCUUGGCGUUCCUCUACACCACCGUACUGGGCUUUGAUUGCAUCACCACAGGCUACGCCUACACUCAGGGCAUAAGCGGCUCCCUUCUCAGUUUGCUGAUGGGUGUAUCGGCCAUCACUGGACUGAUGGGAACUGUCAUGUUUACCAGACUUAGGAAGACGUACGGUCUGAUCAACACUGGCAUCAUCUCGAGCUGCCUCCACCUGGGAUGCUUGCUUAUAUGUGUGUGUUCCGUAUUUGCCCCCGGCAGUCCCAUGGAUCUCAGCUUGCUCAUGCCCUAUUUUACCUCAAACUCCUCCUCUGAAUUUGAAGGGCUGGCGAGCCAAAGACAAAAACACACGUCUCCUUUGAGGGGAAGCAGCAAUCAGCCACUAGUACCAGACCGCUCCUCCAUCCACUGGACCAACAACACUGUGCUUUUUGACAACGUACCCUCCGGUAGCACACCAGAGUCUUACAUCUCCAUUAUCCUGUUGUUCAUGGGGGUCAUCACUGCGCGCAUCGGUUUGUGGUCCUUUGACCUAACAGUGACCCAGCUUUUGCAGGAGAACAUCGGUGAGACCGAGCGAGGUGUUGUAAAUGGAGUGCAAAGCUCUAUGAAUUACCUGAUGGAUCUGCUCCACUUCAUAAUGGUCAUCUCUGCUCCACAGCCACAGCAUUUUGGCAUCCUAGUUCUCAUUUCUGUACUCUUCAUCACCACUGGACACACUAUGUACUUCCUGUACGCACACAGAGCUAAGAGAAAACGUCAGCUGGACACCUAA